UAUCUCUGCCCGCUUCACAGGACUCCUGCUUCACCAUGGACAAUGCUGGAUACAGCAAGUGGGGCGGCGGGUCCCAGGACCUCCCUGGAGGGCACUGGGGAUGCUGGGAGCACUGCAAGCAACGAUUUUUCUUCCUGGCCCUGGUUCUCCUGGUGGCCACAAUCCUAUGGGCUUUCAUUCUGAGCAUUCUGUUGUCCAAGGCCUCUGUGGAGCGCCGGGCGCUGGUGGGCCAACAGGACCUGCUGGAGACGAACGCCUCGGAACAGACAGUGGUGCUGGGUGCCUUGAAGGAGGAGGUCGGAGCCUGCAACAGCUGCUGCUUGGGGACCAAGGCGAAACUGCAGACCACUCUCACUGAGCUUGGGGAGACACAGGCAAAAGUGCUACAGCAGGAGAGCGCCCUGAAAGAACUGCAGGAGCGCGUGACCCAGGGCUUGGCUGAAGCCGGCAGGGACCGAGAGAACGUCCGCACUGAACUGUUCCGGGUGCUGGAGGGCAUCAAGUUCCAGAACGGUUCCUGUGAGCCGUGCCCCAAGUCCUGGCUGACCUUCCAGGGCUCUUGUUACUUCUUCUCCGAGCCACCCAGCUCGUGGGAGGCGUCGCUGCGCCUCUGUGCAAACCUAAGCGCUCACCUGGUGAUCAUCGGGGGCCUGGAGGAGCAGGGCUUCCUGAGUCUGCACACUCGCGGCCUGGGCUACUGGCUGGGCCUGAGGGCUGUGCGUCACUCUGGCAAGGUUCAGAGCUACAAGUGGAUCGAUGGAGUCCCGCUCAGCUUCAGCCACUGGAACACGGGAGAGCCCAAUGACUCGAGGAGGCAAGAAGACUGUGUCAUGAUGCUGCACUCGGGGCUGUGGAACGACGCACAAUGCAGCAGUAAAAUGGACGGCUGCAUCUGUGAGAAGAGGCGCAGCUGCUGACCAGAGCCACGCCCACCGGCGCAGUUGGCUCCCAGGUGCUCAGAGGCCUCUGCUCCAACCUCACAGGACCCUGCACUCCCACCCCUCCGCCAGCUUCAAAACUCCCUUCUCCUAAUCCCGGGUCACCUGAGCCCACCUCUCUUCCUAGUCGAGAAAGAGAAGGAUAGACUGGCACCCUGUCAUCCAUCCCAGACUUCACAGCAGGACACAAGGCCCUGAGGCAGGGGGAGGAAGGAGGAACUCCCCUGAUGAGAUUAUCUGGUCCCUUUUGCUCAAAGCACCUAGCUCCCGGGACUGUCAGGAAACAUCCCAGAGAAACUGGGUUUUUGAGAAGUGAUGGGAUUUCUGCAGGUGGAGCUAGGAAGGUGGCGGGCAGGUAGGGAGCCGGGAGUAGGAAGCAGAACCCAGCAGGAGGGAGGCUGUCAGUUGGGCAGAAGGAGUGUGGAGGUGUGGGCUGCAAAGAGCCUGGCUGGAACAAGUGGGGACUUCUGAUCUGAAUUCACCCUGCACUCCCAGAGUUUCCUGCUUUCAUCCUGAGGACUUGGGGGCUCUCUGAGAAUUUCCAAAAAAGCAGAUGGAUGCAACAGAGGACAGUAACAGGCCAGCUGCUCCCAGUUCCCUGCAGAACUGAGUCCAUAACUGAAGGCUGCUUUAGUUCCCAGAAUGCCUGGCGGUGGCAGCCUGAGGCAGCAGGAGAGGAACACCAUUCCAGAUACAGCCUCUACCCACUGUGCCUUAAAUCCCCUCCUCUCCCCUCCUAUUCAGUCCCAACCCCCAGCCCUGCUCCAGGCCACCACGGACCUGUUGUCUAUCGCCAUCAAUGUGACUCGUCUUUUGUAAAACUCCAUAUACAUUGAAUUACAUACGACACAUAGCC
Molecule: messenger RNA, 1794 nt
Organism: Marmota monax (woodchuck)
Lineage: Eukaryota; Metazoa; Chordata; Mammalia; Rodentia; Sciuridae
Gene: Clec4g
Product: C-type lectin domain family 4 member G
Exons: 9
Coding region: 36-917 (293 amino acids)
Source: RefSeq, a predicted model, not a curated record